Lytechinus pictus (painted urchin) is the source of this 2433-nucleotide messenger RNA. Its product is annotated as interferon-induced very large GTPase 1-like. The record is from RefSeq and is a predicted model, not a curated record. Gene Ontology annotation, molecular function: GTP binding. NCBI's taxonomy places the organism in Eukaryota, Metazoa, Echinodermata, Echinoidea, Temnopleuroida, Toxopneustidae. The transcript has a single exon. The coding region runs from base 1 to 2433 and encodes 810 amino acids.
AUGACUGAUUUUCAUGCAAGAGGCCAUCUUUUGUCAGAUUUGAACAAGUCAUCAAGAGAAGAGAGACGCAAUGAGGGAGGUGUCUUUGACCUAGAGGCUCUUCUUGAAAUGCAAAAUACAAGUGUUGGUUCUGAAAACAAUGAAACGAUGAAUCUUAACCCUUUGGAUGUUAUGGUGGCAAUAUUUACAUGCUGCGACAACUUUCUAAAACAAACUCUUGCUCAGAAGCUUUUUAUUUGCAAACUUGCCAUUCCCUUUCUGUAUCCUCUUGGAUCAGAAGGCAAGGUCGGGAUGUCACUAUGGGCACUAAGAACGAUUACUGUUCAGCGGCAAACCGAGAAAAAUUGCAUUUCCAAAUCGUCGGUGACAGACAAAUAUUUCCCUGUGGUGACAUUUGUUAGAUUGGGCAGGGCACCACUGUCUAAGUCCAAGCUGAUGAACGAUAUUCUCAAGGAUGAUGGUCAUGACACCUUCUUCCACAAAGAUUGCCUCAAUGGUACCGUAACCAGAAGGAUAACUAAUGGUCUUGUGGAAUGUUUCUGGUUUAUUGCAUUAGAUGGACAAAAAGACCACCUACCUGAAACAACUACGAUACUAAACUUAAGAGGCGAUGCCUCUGUAAUGAAGAAACAAAUGCAGAUUUUGCAGGAAAUAUCUUCUGUAAUAUUUGUGUCAGCCACUGAUCAAGAACUGGCAACACCCCAAAACACCAACACAUUCCAACAAAUCUUACAAACUAAUGCUAAAGUCAUCCUUCUUUUGAUCUGCGGAAAACACGAACAAGGUACACUGGCUUGUUUUGAGACAAUUGGAAAGGAUUUCAUAAAAGCUGUCAGUAUAAUUUUAUCCAGAACCAAAGACGGUAUUCGGAAAAAUGCCAGUGUGCUCAAGACUGAAGCUAGAGAAAAGCUGUCAGAAGCGAUCAGUGGGUGUUCUGGUGCAGUUUUAGAAGAGUGCGCUCUACGUGUGAGGGAGAUGGGGAUCAUCAUAGAUGAAUAUGAUGAUGAAGCCUGCCUUGAAGGUAAGGUCCUUGCAGAUAAUGUUGUCAGCAACGUGAAAGACAUGAACAUCGCUGACUGUAAAAACCUCCUUCUUCCUUUGCAAGGUCCUUAUUGGAUUGAAAACUGCAAUAUGCUAAAGAGGCUACACAGAACAGCUGGUCAGGGUACACAGUCGUCAUCACAUCAUGCUGAUGAAUUGAAACAGAAGAUGAAACUUCUUCGUGAAAAACAGGUGGAAAUAUGCAAAAACGGACUAACUCCCUUCAUCAAAGACUUCAUGUCAACUCUGCAAAAGAACGGAGAUGUUAUGUAUUUCCUGAGGUGGAUUGAUCUCUAUUUGAAUGAACAUCAGCUUGCCAAUGCAUCAUUUGGAAUGGAAAACAUUUUCAGAGAAUUGGGUCAAAUUUACGAAGCGAUGAAUGGGAGUGGCAAAGAAGAACAAGACACUGGGGUAGAUGUGGAGUAUCUGCCAGAAAUAGCUGCCAAACUCCUAGUGAAGGGCAUCCCAUUGGAGUUAGUUGAUGGAGACUCAUCAAGUAUUCACAUUGUAUGGGUAAGCGCAGUGUUGAGGCAGCUUGGAAAUAUUAUUGGCGAAAAGAGACUCUUUGUUCUCUCCAUCUUGGGUAUCCAGAGCUCUGGGAAAUCAACACUUUUAAACACCAUGUUUGGGUUGCAGUUCGCCGUUAGUGCAGGGGGAUGCACAAAGGGAGCAUACAUGCAACUCAUCCCAGUAGAUAAACACGCUGAUCUUCCAUUUGAUUAUGUUGUUGUUGUAGAUACAGAAGGGCUUCGUGCACCAGGACUAGGACAACUUAAAUACGAGCCUGAUAAUAAGCUUGCAACUCUCGUAUUUGGUCUAGGUAAUGUAAACAUGAUUCACAUCAAAAGAGAACUCUCAGAAGAAAUGACAGACGUCUUGCAGAUUGUAGUGCAUGCCUUCUUAAGGAUGAACCGUGCAAGAAAACACACUCGAGGUGACAAAACCUGCAUAUUUCUUCAUCAGAAUACCCCAGAAGCUAAUGCAGAGGAAAUGAGGCACGGAUGCCUGAAAGUGCAAGGUGCCUUAAACGAUAGGACCAAAGAAGCAGCCCUCUGUGAAAACCUAAAAAACAUCUACCUAUUCUCCCAGAUUGUGAACUUUGAUGUCGAAGAACAUGUAUGGUUCUUCCCUGAUCUGUGGCAUGGCAAUCCACUCAAGGCCCGUGCAAAUCCAGCGUAUUGUGAAAAGGUAGCUGCCUUACGGUCGAACGUUUUGGGAGAGAUUGCGAAAGGACAGAAAGCAUUUCUGACAUCUUCAGAUUUAUCCAUUCACCUUGCUGAUCUAUGGAAUAGGAUCCUUGAUGAUGACUUUGUCUUCAGAUUCCGCAACAGUCUUGAGAUGAAAUCCCACAAUAGCAUGCAAUCCAAUUACUACACUUUGGAGAUGAAUUGA